Puntigrus tetrazona (Sumatra barb) is the source of this 2745-nucleotide messenger RNA. RefSeq names its product glypican 1a (gene gpc1a). Gene Ontology annotation, cellular component: cell surface; extracellular region; synapse. The transcript is spliced from 9 exons. Gene Ontology annotation, molecular function: fibroblast growth factor binding. The record is from RefSeq and is a predicted model, not a curated record. Gene Ontology annotation, biological process: negative regulation of fibroblast growth factor receptor signaling pathway; regulation of protein localization to membrane; cell migration. The coding region runs from base 371 to 2038 and encodes 555 amino acids. NCBI's taxonomy places the organism in Eukaryota, Metazoa, Chordata, Actinopteri, Cypriniformes, Cyprinidae.
AGUAGAGAGGCAGACAGCACAGAAGCGCACAGCAGCAGCGCUGAGCGCUUUAUCCCGCAAUUCCUCCGGCAGUGUUUAGGCUACUUUUCAUACUAUAGCAGCUACUUAUAGUGAUAUUGUUAGUUAUGAAUUAUUGAUAGUGCGUAAAGACAUGAGCGCCAGAAACAGAUCCCCACCGGACUGAUCAAUAAACACGCAUCCUCUUUCAUCAGGACCUCCCGGUUUUAAACCCGGACGCGCGUUUGCGUCCAUAAACAAGUGGAUUUUAUCCCGUGCCCUGCGGUCGUAGACAGAGUCGGAUGCGUUUGGUCGCUGUGUGAAGCGCAGAGCAUCACUUCUUCCUCCUCCUCGGUCUCUGGAUCCGGACACAAUGGACCUGACAGCGGUCGCGCUGCUCGUGUCGCUCAUCUCCGUGUCUCUGUCCGCGGAUAACGCGGGCGGCAAAGCGCGGAGCUGCGCGGACGUGCGCCAGUUCUACAGCGGCAAAGGCUUCACGUUAAACGGAGUCCCGCAGUCCGAGAUAUCAGGCGAGCAUCUCCGCAUCUGCCCACAAGGUUACACCUGCUGCACCAGCGCCAUGGAGGAAACGCUGUCGAACCUGAGCCGCCGGGAAUUCGAAGGCCUGGUUAGAGAAGCGGGACGUUCCAUUCAAGCCUCGCUAAAUGCUCAGUACAGGACCUUCGACACAUAUUUCCUAGAACUCCUAAAUGGCUCUGAGCGGUGGUUGGAGGAGGCCUUUGUGGCCGCUUUGGGGGAUCUGUAUCGGCCCAAUGCGGGAGUGUUUCGUGACCUUUAUGCUGACCUGCGUCGAUAUUACGGCGGUGCCUCCCUGAACCUAGAGGAGGUCUUGGAUGAGUUCUGGAUGAGGCUCCUGGAGCGUCUUUUGAAGGCGUCUGACCCCGAGACCGCUUCCCUGCUCUCUGAUGACUUCCUGGAGUGUGCCUCCAAGCAGACUGAAACCCUGCGUCCUUUUGGAGAAGCUCCACGGGAACUGAAGACCAAGCUGGUGCGGGCAUUCAUCGCUGCUCGGGCUUUCGUCCAGGGCCUUAAUGUGGCUGGAGAGAUUGUACGGAAGGUGUCUCAGGUUCCUUUGAGCCUGGAGUGUAAUCGUGCCAUUAUGAAACUGGUGUACUGCCCUCAUUGCAGAGGUCUGGGAUCAGUCAAACCUUGCAUCAAUUACUGCAAGAAUGUCAUGAAGGGCUGCCUGGCUAAUCAGGCUGACUUGGACACCGAGUGGCAGAGCCUUAUAGAAACCAUGCUACAGGUGGCGUCAAGUUUUGGUGCCGAACCCAGUAUGGACACGGUAAUCUAUUCAAUUCCUGUGAGAAUCUCAGAGGCUGUCCUCACCAUGCAGGAGAACAUGGAGAUCUAUACAAGCAAGGUUUUCAAGGCCUGUGGGGACCGUGGUGAAGAAGGAACACCAAGUUCGAUAUCUGAGGAGCCGAAAAAGAAAGCAAGUACAGUUACUGCCCUGGAAUACAAACCCAGUCCCAAAUCUGCAGCCAGACUGGAGGUGCAGGUCACAGACGUGUCCAGUAAACUGAAAGAAAUGCAGUUUUACUGGAUCCAACUACCCUCGGCUCUGUGCAGUGGUAAAACAGCAUCAUCAAACAACGGAGACAAAUGUUGGAAUGGCAUCAGCAAAUCAAGUUACCUCCCAGAGGUCAUGGGCGACGGGCUAGCCAAUCAGAUUAAUAACCCAGAGGUGGAGAUCGACAUCACCAAGCCUGACAGGACUAUACGUCAACAGAUCAUGCUGCUGAAGAUCAUGUCAAACCGCCUGAAAAACGCCCACGAUGGCAACGAUGUAGAUUUCCAAGAUACAAGUGAUGAUUUCAGCGGCUCGGGAAGUGGCAUGUGUGCGGAUCACCUGUGUGUUCGGGGUAGACCUCCGGUUUUUGGUCCGAAAACGGACAGGCCAAAACUCUACGCAUAUGGCCCUGAAAACAAAAGAGUCAAAGGAUCCGGAAACCAGAUUCAGCCUUCAGUCAUCUUACUGCUUCUGUUACUCGCAACUCUACUGCUGAGACGAUUAUGAAAAUGCUAAAUCGAACUUUGGGAUCUGGGUCAGGAAAUUUGGGAUAGGACAAGGAAUGUUUCAAAAGAAAAGGAAUAGGGAAAAAUGAGAAAAGGUGAGCUUAAAUGUUGCCAAACGAAAAAAAAGAAACCUUUUGAGUGAAUGGACAUUUGAAUUCCUCUGGAAUACGACAUGAGAAUAGGUGAAAAAGGAAUUUUAUUUCUGUGUAUUUUUGUUUUGUAAUAUACGUCAGAUUGAAACGCUGACUUGUUACAUCAAUUUACAUCUUGCUUUUUUACCUUUGAAUGUAAAAAGAUGAACUGGAUGGGAAGAAUUCUGGUUUAGAUUUACAAUACGAGGUUCUCAGCCACCUAAGCGACUUACCCACAGUUAUUUGCUCUUAAAGUCACACAGUCACCAAGACACCUCGUGUUUCAUUUCAUCAUGCUUGAGUUACGUAAGUUUGUCUUUGCACAACUGUUCUUUUUGUCUUAAAUAUUUCACAGACGAUCAUAAUUACAAAACACUGCAUCAGUCUGAUCCCUUUUAGAUUACAAAAUGUAUGAUCUAUGGCAUGGAUAUAAAUUGAAAUACGAAAUUUCAGAAUAUCUGAGAAAUUAUGUAAUGUUGUUUUUUGGGAGUUUUUUUUCAAUGAACUGUAAUUCAUUGGUUUAGUAUGUAAUUAUUUUGUAUGGUAGCAAGCUGCAAUAAUUGAUGAAUUUCACACA